Messenger RNA from Drosophila grimshawi, 1066 nucleotides. RefSeq lists its product as uncharacterized. Bases 83 to 955 code for a protein of 290 amino acids. Gene Ontology annotation, biological process: protein ubiquitination; ubiquitin-dependent protein catabolic process. NCBI's taxonomy places the organism in Eukaryota, Metazoa, Arthropoda, Insecta, Diptera, Drosophilidae. The transcript has a single exon. Gene Ontology annotation, molecular function: ubiquitin protein ligase activity. The record is from RefSeq and is a predicted model, not a curated record.
UAUCGGGAGAUUGUGAAGGGUGUUUCGCAUUUGUUUUCAUUUUAUUUUGUUAUUGUUUAUUUAAAAUGUUCUUGUGUACAACAUGCUGUCAUUACUGAGUUCAGUAGCGAAUCUUAUUGACAUUGUGCUGCUGAAACCAAUUACGUCCACAAUUGAGACGCUGCUAGCGGCCAUUUACUACUUUUUUGCCGGUAGCUGUUUUGUAGGUUACUGGCUGGUUCAAGGCGGCGCUCACAUCUGGAGCUUCCUCUGCUACGGUUUUCAGUUAGCUGCGACUAUAUUCAAAGACUUCACAAUCUUCUACAGCAAUCUGCGUCACAUAGUCUGCGAUAUUUCCGACUACAUUUACGAUGGCACCGGCGAUGCAUUGAUAUUGGCAAGGAAUGUAUUCAAGGGGAUAUUUCUAUUUUUGGCCGACGUGCUCAUUGGAAUUGGCAAUUGUACAUUGUGGAUAGUGCUUCUGUUGCCACGAUUCAUCAUUGUCAUCUUGGACUAUUUAAUACUAGCACUUCAUUACGUGGCUGCUUGUAUUGUUGAGCAUGGCACAUAUUUGCUUAAUAACAUCUUUCGACUCUCCAUUGGCAUCGUCCUGCUCCUGGUGCUCUAUGUGUUCCGCGGCUAUGUGUAUUACUAUGCCGUCUAUCUGCUAAGGAAACUACGCUAUGAGAUGUCAACAAAAGUGUAUGGAGCUCUGCAGAGUGCAUCAAGAUGGAUAGACCAACAAUUAUCCUGGGUGAUGCAGAAAUUUGAGAUCAGCGAACGAACUGAGAAUGCAUCGCCAAACCGAAUCAUUUGUGUAGUUUGCCUGGACCGCAGCCGGAAUAUUGUAAUGCUGCCCUGCCGGCAUCUCUGUGUGUGCAAGGAGUGCUCCUUGCGGCUAGAACGUCUCGAAGAUGAACGUCGGUGUCCCGUUUGUCGGCACUCUGUGGACGCACUGAUGGUUGUCUAUGACUGACUUAAUAUUAGUUUUGGUGUAUAAUUUUUGUAUUGAUUUUUGUAUAUUUUAUUUAAGACAACCAAUUAGAGCUUAACAUAAGUUUUUUAUAUAAAAUCCACUACUAUUCUC